AUGGCCACAGCUACCCUCACUAUCGACCCUUUGUCUACCUCACCUCCACACACGACCUUCCUCAGCCCUGUCAAAUCACGACAGACACGUCUCCUAUUGCUCCCACUUCUUCCUGUUAUCCAUCUCCAACCGCUUCCAGCGGAACUGUGGGCACGCAUCGUCGUUCUUGCCUUACGACGUGGAGAGAACGAUGUCCGAUCUGACGAGGACGAGAAGUGGAGAUGGAAUGUUGCAAGGGUGUGCAAGUGGUGGAAGCGUGUAGCUCUUUCUGAGCUAUAUUCUUCUCCAUACAUCCCGACCAUAGCAACGUUUGAUUCGCUUCUGUCCCAUCUACGGCAUACCGAUUCGCUCUGGUCUCCACUUCACCGCAGCCCAUACUCGAUUCCCGCAGGCUGGAUCCGCACUCUCGACCUCUCUCUCCUUCCACCUAAUCUCACGAAAACCCAGAUAUUAAAACUGAAUAACUGUUUGCAGUCUCUCUGGCCCAUGAUACCUCGAUUGGAAGACGUUACCCUGAGACGAGAAUGGAUCGUCUGUGCAGGGGUCAUCAAGGGGCUUGCGGAGAAUUGUCCGCAGCUGAGGAGCCUCAGAGGUGUCACAUGGAGGGCGGACAGGAGUAAGCAGGGGGAAGACGCUAUUGUGGGGAUGAUGAGGGCAUGCAAGCUGCUGGAAGAGGUGCAUAUAUGCGGCACUGGGAUGUCAGCUCCACUACCAUACCCUCCUAUCGCCUACCGGGGCGAGUUGCUUCGGAUGGAUCAUCUGCAUACGCUUUCACUGAUUGGUCUCCCUGCCGCGCCUUUUGUCGCUAUCCUGCUCGCCUCACCACUGCCUGCGCUACGUACGCUUACGGUCACACCCUACACCGGCCACCACGGGGAACUGAUGACGCCUUUCCUCGCUGCGCAUGGUCCCAAGCUCACCUCCCUAUCGUUUGCUCGUGGUCCAGAAUGGCCGUCUAUGCCCAUAGCCCCUCCGAGCGACCUUCUAGUCCUCUGCCCCGACCUCCUCCACUUAACCUUGCUCCACCCGAUCCCCCCGGCGCUAGACCCACCACGACCCGGCAAGCUCCAUCCCCUCGAGCAUGUCUGCCUCCCGCGCCCCCUUGUGACGCUGGAGUACGCGGCCUUCCUGCGCUAUGGCAUCCCGUACGAUGCGCUGCAAGGCCUGAAGGGAGUCAAACUCAUGGAGUUCCGCUGGCUGAGGGCGCUUGGACGGGCAGGGGAUACGGGGGCGAGGAGGGGUAUGAUGGACAUCGCUUCGCAUCUGAAGAAGAGGGGGGUGAGGGUGGUCGAUGAGCGUGGAAUGGGCGCUUUCUGA
Dacryopinax primogenitus is the source of this 1317-nucleotide messenger RNA. RefSeq lists its product as uncharacterized. Lineage: Eukaryota; Fungi; Basidiomycota; Dacrymycetes; Dacrymycetales; Dacrymycetaceae. Bases 1 to 1317 code for a protein of 438 amino acids. The transcript has 2 exons. The record is from RefSeq and is a predicted model, not a curated record.